Aspergillus caelatus is the source of this 1283-nucleotide messenger RNA. RefSeq lists its product as uncharacterized. Bases 583 to 1176 code for a protein of 197 amino acids. The record is from RefSeq and is a predicted model, not a curated record. Lineage: Eukaryota; Fungi; Ascomycota; Eurotiomycetes; Eurotiales; Aspergillaceae. The transcript has a single exon.
AGAGCCGCGAAGUCUCCUCGUUGUGUCUCAGGGAGAGUAUCACCAGAGGAUUCUGGUGUUCAAAGUUCAAAGUUCAAAACUUAGUUUGUAACUCUCAGGGACAAUUGUGGGUACAAGACAUCAUCCUGAAGUUACCUUUAACUUCCAUUAGCCCUAGUUCAUGUCACGGUUUCAGUGGAGCUGCCUUCCGCCAAUCACCCGUGCGAUACCGGCAUUCUGGAAAUCUUUCACCGAGGCUUUGCCUCAAUGCGGUUAACCUUGGCGGUGAGAUUAUACUGCCGUGCUAUACCGCUUGCAUAUCUCCAGGGCUGAGACCUAACUACCGCCUACCAGGUUUGUAUUACUGCCGGACUUCCUUGGUUCCGGCAAGGUUGGAUACAUCCAAUGCCCCAGUUUCACAUCAAUCCUCUCUCUCUAGAGCCUUCGUUCGGUCUUAAAAACGUUUUAGCCACCAAGUCCAAUUAUUGCCUGUCCCUAUCCCAGGGUCUUUCGUUCGUUAUCCCUCACCACCGACCCAAUUGACCCCCGUAACCAACUUUCUCCGGCCGCGCAUCACCCCUCCUACCAAUCAAGACCAACCCGAUGACGACCACCAUGCGAACCCACGACGACUUCCUCGCCGACCAAGAUGAGCCCGAACAGCCCACCAAAAGAAACAAGGUUACACAUCCCGCGAACCGCAUCUGCUAUGACUGGAUGGUCGUAUCUGGAAACUGUCACUAUGCUAGGGACCGCGCCGUAUUCACGACCUACCGCUCCGUCGACCUGCGCUUGAAAAACAACAUCUUCAAUCCCACCGACGAGCUACACGUCGCGGGCGUCGGGACCGUCCAUCUCACCGUGUGUAGGAGCCCACAGGAUCCGACGUCGCAUGUCAUCGUGUUGGAGGACGUGUUGCAUAUCCCCGAAGCCGUGUGCAAUGGAUUCAACCCGCUGCUGUUCGGCAGUAGCAUGUCAUGUAAUACGGAUUACUGGGAGGGUGCGGAUCGGAGUGGACAGCCGGUGUGGUUUAGUUUGCCGUUUGCGGGUCAUACAAGGUUGGUUUUGGCGGGGGAUCCGAAGGGUGAGUCCGAGUUGAUUGAGGGGAGGUAUUAUACGCUUAGCUUGUAUAUUACGCCGGAGGAGAAGAGGGACCUGGCGGCUGGAGUUGUGAAUGGGAAUGGUGUGGCGUUUUGAUAUAUAUAUUUUUUGGUUUCGGGGUCUUGGGUUGGGUACUUUUGUAUACUUCUAUGUCUAUGUGCUAGGGGUAGGCUUGUUUGGGUAUUGUAUUUAUCGGUUGUAUA